UUAAUUGCUAAUUCGCCGGCUGUUAUGGACCAUACACGUGAGAUUCUGACCUUCCAGUUCGGAACGUACGCCAACUAUGUGGGCGCCCACUUCUGGAACCAGCAGGAGGCCAACUUCAGGUACGCCGACGAAGGCGACCAGGUGGCCGAGGGUCAGCUGCCCAACAAUGACAUUCUCUACAGGGAGGGGCUGAAUGCCCUCAAUCGCACCACCUACACGCCCCGCCUGCUGUCCGUGGAUUUGGCCGGCACCCUGGGUCACCUGCCGGUCGCGGGCGAGCUGUACGGCAACUUUGUGCAGCGGGACGAGGAGCUGCUGCCUCUGGGCACGGGUGAGCAGCUGGAGCAGGCUCGCCGGCAGGCGGAGGAGAGUGGGUUGGCCGGCGAGCAGCUGGAUGUGCAGGAGCAGCCGGUGGCCGCCAUUUCCGAGUACCAGAGGGAUCUGCUGAAGAACUCGGUGGCGCCGGAGAAGAACUACCAGCUGGCGGAGAAGGCAAACAGUUGGGCGGACUUCCUCUAUGCCCGCUACCAUCCAAGGACCCUGAAUGUGCUGCCUGGAUUGGUCAGGGAUCCCACGGUCCAGGCGCUGGGCACCUACUCCGCCGGAACGGAGCUGUGGCAGGAAGUCACCUUCAACGAUGAGUUCUGCGAUCGCAUACGCCUGUAUGUGGAGGAGUGCGACGGCCUGCAGGGCUUCCACAUGCUCUUCGACAUCGACGACGGCUUCGGCGGGCUGGCCGGGAAGUGUCUGGAGCACCUGAACGAUGAGUACAGUCGGGCCAGCUUUGUGCUGCCGCUGCACUAUCCCAGGAUGACCAGUUAUGCUCAAGCGGAUCCCCGCCUGUCGCACAGCAUUCGCGUGGUGAACAGUGUGCUGAGCUACCACCAUCUCAGCGAGCAGGCUUCCAUGUUCACGCCGCUGUCCACGCUGGAGAGCAUUUGGCGCAACCAUAGCCUUAAGUCGCGCAGCCUGCCGGGACUGCAGUGGCAGGCGGAUAAUCUCUACCAGACAUCGGCCUUGCUGGCCGCCUUCUUGGACACCGCCACCUUGGGCUAUCGCCUGCGGCAGACGCCCGAGUCGCUGUUGCGUUUCUGCGAGCGUGUUUCGCCUUCGGGCAGGAAGAUGACUGCCGCCGGCAUGGCCUUGCCAUUUGGUUUGCGGGCGGGGCAGGAUCUGAUCGAGUUUCUGGACCAGAGCGGCGACCAUGCGCUGCUCACACAACUAACGCCGGGCUGCGAACCGGGCACUUCGUUUGUGAUGCAAUCGGUGACGGCUCGUGGCAUUCCCGCCGAGCGUUUGAAGCGGCCAAGAGAGACGGCUGGCGAACAACUGCGGAUGGCAGCCUAUAACUGCGACAGUGUCUCUCACAUGCUGCAGCUGUACUACCAGUGCAGCUAUCAUGGCAGCGUCACCAAUGCUGCAGCCACGUCGCUGCCGCUGAAGACGCAACUGCCCUUUCCUUACGAGUUGUUUGGCGGGGGCAUUUCCAGCGAUGGCUUCCGUUUGCCUGGCGGCGGGGAACGCGAGUCGGGCACUCGUGUCGAUUCCGCACCCUUGCUGGCCGCCCUGCAGAACUCCAGCAAGCUGGGCGAGCACCUGGACAACCUGCACGCCCAGACGCAUCGCGUGCAGCUGGCCAAGUUGCAGGCGUACUCAAAUUCUGGCCUGGAGCGGGAUGAUUACGAGACGGCGCUGGAUCAGCUGCUCGAGUUCCGGGACCUCUAUGCAGACUCGCAGUAUCUGUAGGAUGUGGGAAUCCAGUAUUUUGGGGGAACACGAUUUUGUGAUAGGCCGUAGGAUAAUAAACACACUCAUAUGCUUUUGAAUACUAA
This is a messenger RNA of Drosophila takahashii, 1832 nucleotides long. It is a transcript of the gene mst, whose product is annotated as misato mitochondrial distribution and morphology regulator. Gene Ontology annotation, cellular component: cytoplasm; mitochondrion. The record is from RefSeq and is a predicted model, not a curated record. Gene Ontology annotation, biological process: mitochondrion organization. NCBI's taxonomy places the organism in Eukaryota, Metazoa, Arthropoda, Insecta, Diptera, Drosophilidae.